UGACGGUGGCCGGUGGGUGCCGUGUUGGUGUAGACCGUACAGCGUCGAGGAGCGUGGAGUUGUUGUCAAUUGUAUUGUAUUCUUGCCCCACGCCCCGCUCCCCGGGAGUGAGUUCGGAAGUCCACUUCAGUAGCACGUCGUACGUGCGGCUCGGGUAGCUCUCGUCCAGUGCGGCAGGCGACCACCGGGCCGGCGACAGCGGGCUGUGCUGGUGCUGCAGCUUUGGCGUGUGCAUGCUGAGGCUUUGAGCGUGCGGAUGGCGGACCCUGCGGCGGCGGCGGCGCCCAUGACCAUCGACUUCCUCCGGGCGCGCCUGCUCUCCGAGCGCUCCGUCUCCCGCGCAUCCAAGGAGCGCGCCGACCAGCUCGCCGCCAGGGUCGCGGAGCUGGAGGAGCAGGUGCGGGCGGUGACGGCGCAGCGGCGGCAAGCGGAGCGGGAGGCCGCGGAGGUGCUGGCAGUCCUGGAGUCCCGGGGCUUCUGCGGCAGCCUCUCGGACGUGCUCGACUCGGGCUCCGACGACGCCGAGGAGGAGGAGCGGGACGAGCCAUGCGACGCCACGGUCACCGGCGGCGAUCCUGCGCCCCGCUCCCACGGCGAGGAGGGACCGGAGCAGGAGCAGGAGCAGCCGCCAGCGAAGGGCGAAAGGAAGGAGGAGGAGGACGCGACUUCCGGGACGGCGCUGCAGCCCGGCGGGCUGUCGUGGAAAGGGCGGUGCGCCAGCCCGCGGAGGGCCAGGCAGCUCAAGCAGCGGCACCGCCGGAGCUACGUCUACUUCCUGGCCUCGCAGUCGGACCCCUCGCCCAAGUACCGGAUGGGCCAGUCCUGCCGGAAGAACAAGCGCAAGGAGCUCAGUAGCGUUGCUGCCGUGGUCGCGGAGAGUCGGAAGGAACAGCGAGACGGACCGCGUUGCGCCGAUGAUGAUGGCCGGACCGAGUUUGACGGCGAGGUGGGCGGAGACGACCGGCGGAGCUCGGGGGACGGUGGUGGUCAGUACGUGAUGAGGCGCGACGAUGGUGACGGGGAGAUGGAGAGGGUGCUGGAGAAGCAGGCCGAGCUGAUCGGGCAGUACGAGGCCGAGGAGAAGGCUCAGACCGACUGGGAGAAGAAAUUCAACGACACCGGGAGCUCACCCAACAAGGGUGAUGUCGAGGCAGAUUGCCAUUUACAGACCAAAUCAGGUGGUGAAAAACUCGUCGUUUCCAGACCACCCAAGAAUUCAUCAGAAGAAAUGGCGCCGACCCCUGCCAUAUCAGCACAAGGAAGCUCCAGCUAUAGCACGGCCACAAGACGAAGCCAAGACCAGCAAGGAGACGCGAACUCAGACGGCUGCUCGAGCCGAUACACGACCUCCGCGUCAUCGUCCGGGCUCGGCGCCGUCAAGGCGCCAUCGGAGUCGAGCCCGUCGGUCAGCAAGGUCUCGGACUGGAGCUCGUCACGCUUCCACGACCACGCCGACGAUCAGCAGGGCAACAUCGAUGUGGAGAGCGUUCUCCAGGCCCUGCAGCGCGCCAGGAUCUCCCUGAGGCAGAAGCUGGACAGGCCGCUCCCGCCCAGCCAGGUGACGCUGGCGCUCCCGGCGCCGGGUGAUGAGUACCGUACCGACCUCUACAACGACGACGACGACGGCAGCAGUUCGUACAGGGAUGGACACGUUGGGUCGAGCCCGUCUCGGCAGGAAAUACUGGCCCUCCCAGCGCCGGAGGACUACCAUGGUUACCAUGACCAUGGAAGCGCAAACUGCUCGACCGAUGGCGCCGAUACUGCACUCACGGAGAACCCGAGCCCACCUCAGCAGGAGAUCCUGGCUCUCCCGGCCCCGGGCGACGACGAUGGCGACGGAGAGGACGAGGUGAAGGCCCCCGUCGGCAGUCCGGGCCUGUUCCGGCUGCCGACAGACUCAUUCCCAAAGGACGAGACGCUGCCAGCAAUUAGUAACGGGCACGAUGCAGAGCUCAGGUCGAUUGAGGUUGUGGCUGCUCGACACGACACAUACAGAGAUGAUGAUGGUGCUGGGGUUUCAGCUUCAGCGAAGCAGUUGUAUGAUCCUCCUACUUCUGGUAGGUGCAAUGUUCCACCGGGCUCAGGCUUCGUCUCCGGGAUCCCAGGACUGCCGGAAGACCUGAGGAAGGGAGGAGGUCCUCUUGGAGACGCGGACCCGUUCAUGCAGCCGCGGCUGCAUGAUUACACCAUUUCUAACAAGUUGAUGCUGUAGCGUGUGUUUGCCGUUGAUUGUUUGUCUAUAGCGUGUGUUGGUCGGCUUUUUCUUGUGGUCCGAUGACAGACAGUGGCGUGCAUGCUAUGCUCUGCAGCAGCGUUGUCAAGCAAGCACAGCCAGUUUGUUCACCGGAAUCACCGGCAGUGGAUGUAAAGAUGCCAUUGCUUGCUUGACAUCCGUGCUAACCUCGCCCAAGGCAAGACAGGAAAAGUUGCGUCGCUUUUGGCC
Triticum dicoccoides is the source of this 2443-nucleotide messenger RNA. RefSeq lists its product as uncharacterized. Lineage: Eukaryota; Viridiplantae; Streptophyta; Magnoliopsida; Poales; Poaceae. The coding region runs from base 257 to 2212 and encodes 651 amino acids. The transcript is spliced from 4 exons. The record is from RefSeq and is a predicted model, not a curated record.